Molecule: messenger RNA, 1038 nt
Organism: Penicillium canescens
Lineage: Eukaryota; Fungi; Ascomycota; Eurotiomycetes; Eurotiales; Aspergillaceae
Exons: 2
Coding region: 1-1038 (345 amino acids)
Biological process (GO): retrograde vesicle-mediated transport, Golgi to endoplasmic reticulum
Cellular component (GO): endoplasmic reticulum; SNARE complex
Molecular function (GO): SNAP receptor activity
Source: RefSeq, a predicted model, not a curated record
AUGACCGUUACAGCAUUCCCAACAGAUGGUUCUCCAGACCUCGCCCUUCUCAAUGUCGCCCGUUUAUUCACGCGCCUCGAAAACAACCUCCUCUCACCAGGCACAGACCGGCGCUCCCUCCAACAAUCCGAAUACCAGCGCAUGCGCAUAAACAAGAACGUGGAAUACGCCCGCACCCUCCUAACCCAACUGGAACGCGCCCUCCCGCAACUCAAACCCCUCGACCGCAAACACGAAGCACAAGCCGAGAUCGCGCGCGAUAGACAACUCCUCAAGCGGAUCCAAUCGAUUCUCGACGAAGAGGAUGCCAAGGCACAGGUGAAGCAGGAGGAUGAGGAAGACGACGAAGAAAAUCAAGACGGCGAGGAUGAAUGGAAGGAGCUAUUCUCCAAGCCUAUAUCCAAAGAGAAAGUUAUCGCCUCUACUUCCCCACAUACCAGGAAUCAACCCGCACCGAUUCGAACGACUGAACCGCAAUGGGAUGAGAUGGAUGAAGGCAGUUCAACAACGACGACGUCGUUAGAUAUGUCCGGUCCGAGUAUUACACUUACGGAGGCGACGCCGACGUCUGCGACUGCGUCGUCUCAACUUCCUACUCUGCGGAAUCGGCAUACGAAUACUCCAUCUGCAACACCGACCUCUACAUCUUCGUCUACGUCUGAAAAACCAACUGCUACAACAACCAGCAGCAAUACCAAUACCCAAUCGAAACCAGCAACCGAAAAAGAACUCAGUACCCAUCGAAUGGAACAAGAGGAUUUAACCAGUUCCCUGUUAACGCUAGCCUCACAACUCAAGUCCUCGUCGAAGACUUUCCAGUCUACACUUGAAGGCGAGAAAUCCGCGCUUGACCGCGCUGUUUCUGGGAUUGAUCGGACGAGUACGACUAUGGAGGCUGCUGGGAAGAGGAUGGGGCUGUUGAGGAAGAUGACGGAGGGAAAGGGUUGGUGGGGACGGAUGAUGCUUUAUGCUUGGAUUUUUGGGUUGUGGGUUGUUGCUAUUUUGAUUGUUUUUGUUGGGCCUAAGUUGAGGUUUUAG